Molecule: messenger RNA, 1963 nt
Organism: Hippocampus zosterae (dwarf seahorse)
Lineage: Eukaryota; Metazoa; Chordata; Actinopteri; Syngnathiformes; Syngnathidae
Gene: utp6
Product: UTP6 small subunit processome component
Exons: 19
Coding region: 176-1963 (595 amino acids)
Biological process (GO): maturation of SSU-rRNA from tricistronic rRNA transcript (SSU-rRNA, 5.8S rRNA, LSU-rRNA)
Cellular component (GO): small-subunit processome; Pwp2p-containing subcomplex of 90S preribosome
Molecular function (GO): protein binding; snoRNA binding
Source: RefSeq, a predicted model, not a curated record
ACCAGGAAGUGUAGAGAAUCAUAACUUCCGGACAUGUGUGAGGAAUUGAUUUGUCGCUAACGUUAGCUGUCUCGUGGCACGAUCUUGGUUUGAUAGUAAUCCAUUAACAAAGCUGACAUUAGGUCAUUCAGUUUCGUCAAAAUAUUGGUGAAUGUAAUUCUUUUGAGGGGGGGAGAUGGCGGAGAUCGUUCAGCAGCGGAUCGAGGACCGGAUUCCGGAAUUGGAGCAACUGGAAAGAGUGGGACUCUUCACCAAGAAAGAAGUCAAAGCCAUCAUCAAAAAGGUGACAUCACUGGAAUACAAACUCCACAGGCUGAUCAUCAACAAAGAUGACUUUAUAGCAUACAUACAGUAUGAAAUCAACGUCCUGGAGUUGGUCAAGAAGAGGAGAGCGCACAUACGCUACCAGUUCAAGAAGGAAGAAAUCGAGUUUCCCAUCAUACACAGAAUCAACAGUGUCUUCAGAAGGGCCACAAAUAAGUGGAAGGAUGACGUGCAGCUUUGGCUCUCGCAUGUCGCUUUCUGUAAGAAAUGGUCCACGCAGGGGCAGCUCAGCAAGGUGUUCUCAGCAAUGCUGGCCAUCCACCCCGAUAAACCAGCGCUGUGGAUCAUGGCAGCCAAGAGCGAGUUGGAAGAGAGGAAUUCCUCGGAAAGUGCCCGACAUUUGUUUCUUAGGGCUCUGCGCUUCCACCCAGGCAACAGAAAACUCUACCAGGAAUAUUUCCGUAUGGAGCUGCUACACUGUGAGAAGCUGAGGAAACAGAAGGCAGAGCUGGAAAAGGCUCACAUUGACAUUGCUGGCUACGAGUUCUCUGCAGAAAUCCUAAGUGGGAAACUGGCAAUGGUUGUGUACAACGAUGCCACAGACAAAAACAAAGACGCAGAGUUUGUCAUCUCACUCCUCAACAUUGCAUCCAUUUUUGACUUCACCAAAGACUUCCAAGAGGCCAUCCUCCAGGAUCUGCAGACUAAAUUCCUAGAUGACAGCGUGACAUGGAACUUCUUGGCCAAGAGGGAGCUGGAUGCUCCAGGAGUGGGGGAGGCGCUCCAGACCGUCAUGGGCCGCGCUUCGGAAGUUGACCGGAGAGAGGCGAAAUGCUGCCAGGUCUAUGAAAAAGGACUUGAAAGAAUCAACACAGAACCCAUGUGGACCUCCUACAUCGCCUUCUGUCUUGAGAGGGUGAAAAGGAAGACAAACGUCCAACAGCUGGUGGACAAGAGACAAGAGAGGCUGCUGGGAGUUCUGCGGCGCGCGCACGACUCCUCACUGCUGAAAGAGGAUUAUUACAAGAACUGGCUGCAGAUCCUGGUCUCGUCAGGAGAUGAAGAGAGCGCGGCCAACAUCGCAAUAGCAGCCACGCGGCGCUACAGCCAAUCAGUGUCGGCCUGGAGCAUGGCCUUGCAGACACUGGUUCACUUGGGGAGGGAUGACGUCAGACGGCUGUUCCAUGAGGCGCUCGCAAACAUCCAUCCCAAGGAAAGCUUACCAAUUUGGCGGCUGCAGAUACAGUGGAGCAUCGCCAACCAGAAUCCAGAGGAGACGGAGGCCAUUUUCAAGAGAGGUCUUUCGUCUGCGGUGCCCGCAGUUGCCAUGGAGAUGAAAGAAAGCUACGUUGAUUGGUCAUACACCACCGGGGGAUACAAGAAAGCGAGAAAGACUUUCACAAGUUUACAGGAGAACCGACCGCUAUCCAAAACGUUCUUCACCAAAAUGAUACAGAUUGAAAAAGAACAAGAGACCCCAAAGAUGGACAAUCUGAGGGACUACUACGAGAGGGUCCUGCAAGAGUUCGGCUCCUCUGAUGAAGAUCUGUGGCUGGAGUACAUCCAGGAGGAGAUGGGACCCCUCGGGCAGCCAGAGAAUUGUGGCAAGAUCCACUGGAGGGCCAUGAAGUUUCUGGAGGGCGAAAGCGUGGAGAGGUUCACCUCCAAAUACACACUCCUGCAGACUGGACACCUCUGA